AGGAAGGGCUGGGCUGGGCCAGAGCCUGCCUGGCUGGGACCCCAGCACAGGGCCCUGAGCCAGGGAGGGAGCAGCCCUGGCGCCCGUUCCCGCCCAGCCGGGAGCACAGGAGUUAAGGUGCUGGCGGCUCCGGCUCAUGGCGGCAGGAACAGGGUGGUGCUGGUGCUGGCUCCUGGCGAGGCCGGGAUGACGCCCGGGAGGCCGCGGAGCUCAUUGGUACGGGGCCGUGAGUCACCGCGGAAGCACCGCGCCGCAGGUGUCCGCACCCGGCACGGCAGCUCGGGCACGGCCAGCGGCGCCGGGGACGGCCCUGGCACCAUGGUGCUGAGGGCACAGGGUCACGUGCCCAGUGACCUGACCCCAGAGGAGUGCCAGGAGCUGGAGAACAUCCGCCGCCGAAAGCAGGAGCUGCUGGCUGACAUACAGCGGCUGAAGGAUGAGAUAGCAGAAGUGACGAAUGAGAUCGAGAACCUGGGCUCCACGGAGGAGAGGAAAAACAUGCAGAGGAACAAGCAGGUGGCCAUGGGCAGGAAGAAGUUCAACAUGGAUCCCAAGAAGGGCAUCCAGUUCCUGAUUGAGAACGACCUGCUGAAGAACACGUGCGAGGAUAUUGCACAGUUCCUGUACAAGGGAGAGGGCCUCAACAAGACAGCCAUCGGCGACUACCUGGGCGAGAGGGAUGAGUUCAACAUCCAAGUCCUGCAUGCCUUUGUGGAGCUGCAUGAAUUCACUGACCUCAACCUUGUGCAGGCCCUGCGGCAGUUCCUGUGGAGCUUCCGGCUGCCAGGGGAGGCACAGAAGAUUGACCGGAUGAUGGAGGCCUUUGCCCAGCGGUACUGCCAGUGCAACCCUGGUGUCUUCCAGUCCACAGACACCUGCUACGUGCUGUCCUUUGCCAUCAUCAUGCUGAACACGAGCCUGCACAAUCCCAACGUGAAGGACAAGCCCACGGCAGAGCGAUUCAUCGCCAUGAACCGCGGCAUCAAUGACGGGGGGGACCUGCCUGAGGAGCUGCUCCAGAAUCUAUACGAGAGCAUCAAGAAUGAGCCCUUCAAAAUCCCUGAGGAUGACGGCAAUGACCUCACCCACACCUUCUUCAACCCCGACCGGGAGGGCUGGCUCCUGAAGCUCGGAGGCAGGGUGAAGACGUGGAAGCGGCGCUGGUUCAUCCUGACGGACAACUGCCUUUACUACUUCGAGUACACAACGGAUAAGGAGCCCCGUGGCAUCAUCCCCCUGGAGAACCUGAGCAUCCGUGAGGUGGAGGACUCAAAGAAGCCUAACUGCUUUGAGCUCUACAUCCCUGACAACAAGGACCAGGUGAUCAAGGCCUGCAAGACAGAGGCAGAUGGGCGUGUGGUGGAGGGGAACCACACCGUGUAUCGCAUCUCUGCCCCCACGCCCGAGGAGAAGGAGGAGUGGAUCAAGUGCAUCAAGGCAGCCAUCAGCCGGGACCCCUUCUACGAGAUGCUGGCUGCCAGGAAGAAGAAGGUCUCCUCCACCAAGAGGCACUAGCAGCCAGACUGGCCCUGCAAGGCCAGCCCAAGUGUUCCCUGUCAUGGGGGCAUGUGGGGUGGGGGCCACGCUGCACGCUGGCCCUUGAGGCCCAGGGCCCAGCUUCAGCUUAGCCAUUUCUUAACUCUGGGGGGAGGGAAGGGGCACGGGCAUCUCAGUGACUCUGCCCCCAUCACUGCCUCAUCACCUGACAGCGUCCUCGCAGGCUCAGGUUGGAACACAGCACCCCUGGGAGCCCUGGCCUCAGCACCACGGGCACCCUCCCUGCCUCUGACCCCCAGCAAGCCAUGGCCACAUGGCACUGGGUCCCCCAGCACCCAUGUUCAGACGCUUUUGGGGUGUUGGGCAGGAGGGUGAGCAGCUGUUGGUGAGCAGCUGGGGGUUUUGGGGUGCCACAGGUGCUGGGGUGCAGGUGUCAGCCCAGGGGGGCCCUGCAGAGAUACAGCUCCUGGCCCUCGUUGUAGCGGGCCUGGGUCUGUCCUGGGUGUCCCCACGCUGCUGCCUUGGACCCUCCCAGCCACCCCUGCACUGGAGUGGUCCCCAGACACAGGAGGGACGAAGGGCAGGGACUGGUGACGAGCAGUGGUGCCACGCAGGGCAGGGAUGUGCCCUCACCCAGCUAUGGGAGCCGUGGCUCGGAUGUGGCAGCGUUCGGUGGCAGUGGCCCAGCACAUCCCUGUGCCAUGGCCCGUGUGCCAGGGUGCCAUGGUGCCGUGGUGGAGCCUGCCCUCGGGAUGGCUGCUGCUGGGCUCUGGCUGGGUGGGGCUGUGGCCCCAGCUCUCUCUCUGCCUCACAAUCGCCUGUGUCUUGUCCUGUCCCAUCCCCACGCACGGUCUGGAGGCGCCUGGAUCAGUAUUAGUCUAUUUAUCAGAGGUGUAAAUACUCCUGUAUAGUUUUCUCCUUGUAGAUUAUUUUGUAUGUGGGUGGUUCAGUGCAGAGGCCUCACAGGAGUGGGGCGGGUGGGCAGGAUUUUUUAUUCUAACCUAUUUUUUUUCUUUUUUUUUUAAUUUGCCAUUACCAUAAACUAGUGCUGAAGAUCAGCAACAAAUAAAUACUUGC
Messenger RNA from Camarhynchus parvulus, 2574 nucleotides. RefSeq names its product cytohesin 1 (gene CYTH1). The record is from RefSeq and is a predicted model, not a curated record. Gene Ontology annotation, biological process: regulation of ARF protein signal transduction. Gene Ontology annotation, molecular function: guanyl-nucleotide exchange factor activity. NCBI's taxonomy places the organism in Eukaryota, Metazoa, Chordata, Aves, Passeriformes, Thraupidae.